GGCGGGCUUAUCGGCUAUUAUAUUUGCAGCCAGCCUAUCGCCUAUCGGGCAGAAAUACUGGAAUUGUUCAGGUUAGUAUUUUUGGAAUUCCAGUAUUUCUCCUGCGCUAUGUCCGUAUCAAUGGCAUAUUCAAGAAAGGGUCUCACUUCUCCAAUGGGAAAAAGAAGCAGAGAAAUUGCGUGUUAUUUCUUAUUUGGUGCUGUUUACGUUGAUGCUGCGGAGAUGCAAGUAUGCAGCGGCCGGCGUGGCCAGUCAACAUUGGUGCACACACAACUUUUGUGGAGGAGAAACGUGUGCCGCAGUCCGCGUCAUCUAAAGGCUUAUGUUUGUCUGUGUGUGCUUUGUUUAUCUGCUCAUCUCGCCGCCGCAGAGAUGACAUCGUGUGCCAGGCAGCGGCCAGUCUGGCCCGUCCGGCAUGAUGCAAGCGUUCAGACUGUGGCGGGUGAAGAAAUGCGCCGCAGCCCAUCGACGUCUGCAGGAAACGCUCCGUUUUCUUUCUUCCAGACUUGGAACGUCGGUGACUGCCAUCCCGGAUGAUUGCCCAGUGGCCAAGUAAGGAGUCGGAAAAGCAGUGAACGGCAGGCUCGCCAUUGCACUCAGCAGGAGUCCGUAAGGAAGGAUCUGUCCGAGGGAAAAUCGACGUCUCAUAAUUCGCCUAUUGCACAACUGCUGUUGCCGCCGAUGGUGGCGACCGCGUCUCCGCUGUUGCUGCUGCUGGUGGUGCCCGCGUCGCUGCUGCUGCCGCUGCUGGUGGUGACUGCGACGCUGCUGCUGGA
This is a messenger RNA of Drosophila sechellia, 776 nucleotides long. RefSeq lists its product as uncharacterized. NCBI's taxonomy places the organism in Eukaryota, Metazoa, Arthropoda, Insecta, Diptera, Drosophilidae. The transcript is spliced from 5 exons. The coding region runs from base 109 to 537 and encodes 142 amino acids. The record is from RefSeq and is a predicted model, not a curated record.